AUGUUUAAAAAGAGGGUCAUAAAAGAUUCCCGGGUGUCCAAACGGAAGAUAGAUGACAUAAAUGAAACCAGUGAUGAUGUUUCUACUACUCAGGUAAAGAAAAAGAAUACAGUCAUAACUAAGAAAUCCGACGUACAAAAAAAACCGGUGGUGUUGCCCCAAUUAUCACCAGAAAUCCCUUCAUCAAAAUCUGCUAGCGAUGAUGCAGCGGUUGAGGUAGUUUCUCGGAAAUCAAAAAAGGGAGAAUUAAAACCGCUUGCAGCAAAUAUCAAAACCACCAUUAUAACCGAUUUCCAGCCAGACGUGUGCAAGGAUUUUCAACAGACGGGGUAUUGUGGGUAUGGUGAUACAUGUAAAUUUCUUCACGUACGAGAUGAAUCAAAGCAAAGAAUUCCCAUUAAGAAAGACUGGGAAGUUGGUGGGCAAAAGGAGGUUAAGGAGAAAGAAGCUAUUCCAUUUAAAUGUGUCUUGUGUAAGGGCGACUAUAAAUCACCAAUAAAGACUGGGUGCGGACAUGUAUUUUGUAAGGCCUGUUUCUUAGACCGAUAUAAAACUAAAAAGAAGGGAACGUGUUAUAUAUGCCACAAGGAAACCAAUGGAAAUAUGAUACCUGUAAAUCCAGACAAAUUAAGUUAG
Molecule: messenger RNA, 636 nt
Organism: Candida dubliniensis CD36
Lineage: Eukaryota; Fungi; Ascomycota; Pichiomycetes; Serinales; Debaryomycetaceae
Product: U2-type spliceosomal complex subunit
Exons: 1
Coding region: 1-636 (211 amino acids)
Biological process (GO): snoRNA splicing
Cellular component (GO): U2-type spliceosomal complex
Molecular function (GO): metal ion binding
Source: RefSeq, a predicted model, not a curated record